CUUAGUUAACGGAAGUGGCAUUGGCAAGUCAAUCUGAAAAAAAUGAGAUUGUUCAAUUUGUCAGACUGAAUAUUCAUGAUGCAUAUGGGUCCGCGCGAUUCCUACCAAGCCACGGUGGAAAAAUGGACGGCGAAAGAGAUGCAGCUAAAUCGGUUACACGAAGAAAUUGUUGGGCAAAGAGAAUCUCUGAUGAGGACCACAGGAAGUUACAACCUCCAGCAGUCAAAGCGUGGACGGGACACACUCUCGAUGACCAACACGCUGCCACUGUCACCCACUGACGCCACUCGCAGGAAUAAUCAGUUUAUUCAGGAUGUAGAACACUGUGAACAGUUGUUAAUGAAGAAAGCCAACACUCCACCCAGUAGCAGAUUUGUAACACUUCAGAGUAACUACAUGUCGAUGAUGACCGGUAUGUUUCCUCUGUGGUUGCGUUCAUGUAGCGAGCCAUGCAACAGCCAGAUUCACCCACAGCUUCAUGAGAGUGAUGCCACAGCCGUCAGCCCUGGAGUCACCUUUGCCUCACCACUGUCAUCAAGACACCAUCCUAGAAAGACAACAUAGCAUGAAGUCAUCCCCUCCCUUUAUUGUUAAUCCAGGAGUCACAAUCGCCUCCUGCCCCCUGUCAUCAAGACACCAUCCUAGAAAAACUACUUAGCACAAAUUCACACACCUUUUAUUGUUAAUCCAGGAGUCACCUUCGCCUCCCCAUGGUCAUCAAGACACCAUCUGAGAAAAAACAACGUAGCAUGGAGUCGUUCAGCUCUUUUCACAAGAAAAUAUCCCAAACAACAUAGCACAAAUUCAUUCACCUCUCUUUGUGCCUGAGAUUAUAAUCGUCCAUCUAUUUUAUAUUCCUACUGGACUAUUCUAGAAAAACAACUUGGCAUGAAUUUCUUCAUCGCUUUUGCAUUGAUCAAGAAACCAUCCUAGAAACCGUCCUAGAAACCGUCCUAGCAAAACAAUGUGGCAUGGGGUCAUUCACCUUUUAUUGUCAGUCCAGGAGUCACCUUCGCCACACCACUGUUUCCCCAAGAAAAUAUCUUAGUAGAGAAACAACAUAACCCUUGCAAUUGACCACAGCAAUCAUCAAUACCAUGGAUUAUUUUAAUUCUCUGCAGCACCUUUUUUUGGCUAUGGACUACUAGUAUAUUUAGUUGUUGUUUUCCAUAGACCUUUUCUUAAUUGUGAGUGAGACGUAGCCCAGUGGUAAAGCACUCGCUUGAUGUGCGGUCUGUUUGGGAUCGAUCCCUGUCGGUGGGCCCAUUGGGCUAUUUCUCGUUCUAGCCAGUGCACCAUGAAU
This is a messenger RNA of Gigantopelta aegis, 1303 nucleotides long. RefSeq lists its product as uncharacterized. The record is from RefSeq and is a predicted model, not a curated record. Lineage: Eukaryota; Metazoa; Mollusca; Gastropoda; Neomphalida; Peltospiridae. Bases 76 to 564 code for a protein of 162 amino acids. The transcript has 4 exons.